Messenger RNA from Epinephelus moara (kelp grouper), 5350 nucleotides. RefSeq names its product EF-hand calcium binding domain 6 (gene efcab6). Gene Ontology annotation, molecular function: calcium ion binding. Bases 1 to 4440 code for a protein of 1479 amino acids. The record is from RefSeq and is a predicted model, not a curated record. The transcript has 29 exons. NCBI's taxonomy places the organism in Eukaryota, Metazoa, Chordata, Actinopteri, Perciformes, Serranidae.
AUGUCCAAGCUGCUACCUCUUCACCCUGGACUGGGGCAACUGGUCAACCGUUUGCGGCCUCACACUGCUCCAGGCACUACCAUAAUCUCCUCCACAAAAAGACAGACAGGUGGGGGAUCCAGGCAGACAUGGAUCCACACAGACAGAGCCUAUCCAGGGCGGCAGCUUAUCCUGGAGCAGCUGAAGCCUCUCAUCCACAGCAGACUGGCCAACAUCAAGUCAGCCUUCAUGGCAGGAGACCCCAGUGGCACAGGGCAGGUGAGCAGAGAGGAGUUCAGACGAGUCCUGAGGAGCCUGUUGUCUGUCAGCCAGAACCAGGUCGACAUUGUCCUCAAUGAGGUGUGUGAGAGGAGCGGUGAAACAGUGGACUACAUGCAGUUCCUAAAGAGGUUCACUCGAGCACCCACAGUCCACAGAACCUGCAGCAGCCUCAGCAGUGUGAGGCGUGGUCCACAGAACACUUCAAUGUCCCUGUCAGAGAUACAGAAGCAUCUCAAAGAUAAGAUCGGAGGCAACCUGAGGACUGUGAUCAGAGUGUUCAGCCUGUUUGACUACAACAGCGAAGGACACAUCCAGCAGCAUGAGUUCCGCCGCAUACUGGAUAACUACUGCAUCCACCUGACAGAUAAGGAGUUUCAGAGGCUGUGGAAUCACUACAGUCCCAACAACACAUCCACCAUUUCCUAUGAAGUGUUCCUGGACAAGCUAGGCUUUGGGGGCAGCCAUUACUUAAGGAUUGCGCCCAUCUGCACUAAACUAGAAAUGUCCAGCCGAGGGACAACUCCACCUGAGAAAGUCAAACAGAGGAAGCAGAAACCGGAAUCUGUCUCCAGUCUGUGUGAUGCCCCAUCAGUCCUGCAACACAGGAAGCUGCAGACUCUCUUCUACGACAAGAUGUGCAUGAACUCUACCCCGGUGUGGCAAGCACUGCAGGCCUUUGACACCACCCGCUCUGGCCUGGUAGAACAGGAUAUCCUCAGGGCCAUUCUCAGCAGCUUUAUAUUUCCCAUGAACCCUCAUUCUUUCCAGAAGCUUACCAGCUGUUACGGUGUAGGAGCAAUGGGGCGAGUGAGGUGGAAACACUUCAUGGGCCACUUCAUGAGCCCAGUCAAAAAAGAGGGUGACACAAAUCUUAACACCAUCAGGGCGUCAGAGCACCCUGUCCAAGAAAAUAUCUUGGAUCUCCAGGACACUUAUUCUCAUCUGAAAGAGAUCUUCCACCUGCUGGACAUGAGGGAAGUAGGUUGGAUCACUAGAGCAGACCUGCGACAUUUGCUGGAGAGACCAGGUGGGACCCGGCCGAGAGCUCGACGGUCACAGAUCACAGAGCUGCUCAAUGAACUGGACCCAGAACACACCGGGGUCAUCCAGCUGGCCAACCUGAAGAGACUCAACCCCAGCAGCACCAACACAGAACCACAACCCUCCAUUGCUACCACUGCUGAGCCCCUGGAUGGCCCUGAGGAAACCGCUGUAAGACAGCUCUGUCCAGUGCUGGCAUCUCUAAAGCUGUGUGACCCUCAGCACACUGGAUACAUCACACAGGAAGAUCUGAAGAAGGUCUUAAGCUGCCAUGGUGUACCCAUCUCAGACACACACUUCAACAAGCUCUGUGAGACCUCCAGUUCUAGACCUGGCAGUUCUUCUAAGUUGGUUUCUUACACUGGUUUUCUCAGAAACCUGGGAGUACCACUAACAGAUGAAACAUACCCACCCUCACUCCAAGAGGAGGGUAACCAUACUGAGAGCCGCUGCACAUCACCUAAGUCAAGCCUUCAGUCAGCCAGGGAACAGCGGCCUCCCUUCAGCCUGCAGGUCACUUCAGACACCUUCAAUAUCCUGGACAUUGUUUUCCAGAGGAUGAGAUCAAGGCUAGAGCAACGCAACAGCAGCCUGACUGACCGCAUCCAGGCCAUCACCCACAGCUCUGAGGGGAUGCUAACAGAGACAGAUGUACACAAGAUACUAGAGGACAGCUGGGUCAUCUUGGAUGAUAGGAAUUUCCAAAAGUUCACUGAGCUUCUGGGCUUCAGGGAUGGACAGAUCGAGCGCUCAGUGUUCCUGGUGAAAUGCGAGGAGGCCACAGGAAGAGACGGGCAGCAGUGCUCUGAGGGUCAUGGUGAUAAGGAGGAGGUCAACCCACUGCUUACUGCAGAGCAGUGCCUGGCUGUCAUGAAGACCAGGAUCAAGAUCAUCCAUGGGGACAACCAGACAGCGUUCCGACUGAUGGACAGGAAUCGUAAAGGUGUGGUGGACUGCCAUGAUUUCAAAGCGCUGUACAGCAGCCUGGGCUUUUUCUGCAGGGAGGGAGAAUAUGAUCGGCUGCUGGAUCUGAUUGGCCUGCAUCCAGGGGCCAACCUCAACUAUGCAGAAUUUGUGGAUGUUGUUGAAAAUAAUGGCAAACGCAAACCAGGGCCACAAACAGCUUGUGUACAGGAGCAGCUCCAUGAACUCCUGGCCUGUGAAGCACGCUACAAGUGGGCAGACAUGUCCAAGGUACUGUGCCAGUUUGACACAGACGACCAAGGCUGGAUCCAUAAAGAGAGUCUGAGGGGACUCCUCUUUACCUAUGCUCUUCCAAUGAGACCUGAUGAGUUUGACCAGCUUUGGUCGAGGUAUGACCCAGAUGGAAGGGGCUGUGUGGCAGUUUGUGACUUCCUGGAAAAGUUGGGGUUUCAUCACGAAGGAGAAGUGACAGCUCAGAGCCAGAAGCUGAACCAAUCUGUCGACCAACAGAACGCUGGCAGACCUUUAUCCUCUGAUACUGCCUCACUGCAGUGUAUGAAACAGAUUUUGGAAGAGAACUAUGAGGGGUUGAGCGACUCCCUGACUCACCUGGAAAUGAGGAGAGACGGCACAGUGACAGUGGAAGAGCUGCUGAGCCUGUUACAAUCCUACAGCUACUGCGUCCACAGAGACCAGCUUAUAAAUCACCUGUGCAGGCUCAAAGUUUCUAUGGAUGAUAGCUGCAAGAGGCUAGCUUACAUGGAUUUCCUAUCUGCAUUUGGCCAGAAAAUAGAGAAGAAUUGUAAGCGCCCUUCUGCUACUCCCAAUGCUGUACGUCAGAUAGAGUCAUUGGACAGCCUCAGUCCGGGCAAGGCUCUGGCUAGAAUGCAAGAGCUAGUCACUGCCUCAGCUCCUCAUCUGUGGAGGGUAUUCUUGGCCUUUGACCAGAGCGGGACAGGGACAGUCAAAGCUCUGGAAUUUCGUCAGGUGCUAGAGAAUUUUUGUGCUCACCUGUCAGACAAACAGUAUAGAUACAUGCUGACCAAACUGGAACUGGACCGCAAGAGCUGCACUGUUAACUGGAAGGACUUUCUCAACAAAUUUCAGUCACAGAGCCCACUGAUGUUCGAGAGGUCCCUGAGUAAAAAUUGGGAGCAAAGGGCUAAAACCAGAUCCCCUAUCUGGGCCAAGACCUCUAAAACCACAGAAUGCCUGCAGCAGAUCCAGGAAGUGGUCUCAGGUCAUUUGUAUGACAUCACCAAAGAGCUGAUGGACCUGGACCCUUCCAUCAGCAUGACAAUCUCCAAAGAGCAGUUCAGACAGCUUUGUGAUUGCCGCUGCUUGAGACUCACAAAUGAUCAGUUUGAGUGUGUGUGGAGUCAGAUGCCUGUGAAUGAGCAGGAGAAGCUGCAGUACAGAGAGUUUAUGAAGAUUUUUGGUGCGCUGGACAGGACAGAAGCAGAGGGGCCCUUCAACAGUGUCCAAUCACCAUCCUCUGAGCCCCGAGACACUCCCGCAGCAACUGAAUGUUUCCCAGAGACUGCAGCUGCCGUUCUGCAACGCACUAAGUCUGCCCCCCAGUGCUGCUCCAGGCGUCCUGCCUCGGUGGGAAGGCCAGGAACAGGAAGCCCGCUGGGCAGCAGGGAGAGGAGGCUGCGCUGGGCGGUGCAGUGCUGCUGGAAGGAGAUCCUGAGGAAGUGUACCGAGGAAGAUCCUCAGCGAGAAGGACACAUCAGCACCUCCUCCUUUCUAGAGAUCCUCCAAUCUUUCAACAUCAGUGUGACUCAGGAGCAGUUUGAGCAUCUGGCUGUGAAGUCUGACAUCAUCAAUGAUGGCUGCGUUUCAUAUAACAACUUCCUUCGUCACUUCCUCCUGAACCUAAAACCAGCAGAGGCCAAGAUGCCAUUUGGGCGAUGUAAACUCCCUCCUCCUGUUAUGACGACGAGCCAGGGUGUUCUGAGCCGAGACUGCGUGGAGGUCAUGCUGAGGAUCCAUGAUGUGGUCUGCUCCUCCUGGACCUCUAUCAGACGCUGCUUCCUGACGUCUGACCGCACCCGCGCAGGAAGUGUCUCUGUGCAGGACUUCAGGAAGGUGCUGCGCCAUUUCAGCAUCAAACUGUCAGAGGAGGAGUUCUUCCACCUCAGCUCUUAUUUUGAUGCUGACACCACAGGGAGGAUCUGCUACAACAACUUCCUGUGGGCCUUUCUUCACUGACCUUCAUUCAGAUGCCUACAGCUGCUGCCCCAAGGCCCAGACACUCAGGUGCCACAGGUUUACUGUUUGGCAAUAACAGGUUAGGUUAUUUGAUUAAGUAUGUCAUAUUAUUUGUUAAAUGGUAAUAGGUACUGUAGAAAGCAAAAUAUAACCUGAAAUGGUGAGCACUCAUAUUCAGUAGCACAGUGUCAGUAUGUGGGGCCCAUGUGGGUAGUAAAUGGGCUGAAAAAUGGGCCCUGUAUGGGAUUGUACACAAGUUCCACAUUGGCCCUAUGCCAGUAGCCCACAUGAGUUGGUUAAUCUAAGUGAGUCCCAGGGAGGGUGCCCAUUUUGGACCCAUAUCCACUUAGUACCCAGGUAGCCCUAGCAUAAUCCAUGUGGAGCCCACUUGGGUAAACCCACCCAUGUGGGCAAUUGGCCUAGGGUCAAUAUGGAACUUGUGGACAAUCCCAUAUAGAGGCACUUUUUCAGCCCAUUUACUACCCACAUUGGUCCCACAUACAAAUGUUGGUUGGGUAGGAAUUAUGUCCAUGUUGGAAAUUCAGCACCUUAGAUUUAUGUUCAGUGCUAACGUGUAAGUGUUUAAGUAGCGAAGAGGAAAGUAAGGGUGUGAAUGUCGGGGUGGUGAAUAGGAGUGUGGCAUGUCGGACUUCACAGACCUGCAACAAACGUAAACCUUAAGUCAUGCUGUAGUUACCAUGUGCAGAUAUUGUGGUAAGCAAGAAUUUAAAUUUUUUUGUCACUGAAUGUAUUCUGUGGUUUUAUACAGCUAAAAUUCUUGUCUGCUGAGACAGGUGCUACAUAACAUUGCCAUUUUGCUUGAUUCAUUCAGCCUGACGUGUUUAUGUGAGGUGAUUUUGGAAAGGGUUAUUUUGUUUAGCUGUAACCAAACAGCAGCUGGUGAUGUAUC